AUGUGUUUUCGACACUUUGGAGUGCUCCCUUCGGUCAUUAUUGUAGCGUACAUCGAACUUAUCUACGCUCAAAGUCAUGCUGAUGUUAAACGGCUCCACACUGAUUUAUUUACCGACUACAAAAAAGAAAUUAUACCCACGGCAGACCAAUCAAAACCAUUAGUGAUAGGAGUUACAUUUUUUAUAGCGUCAUUCAAUUCGUUUAAUGAGGUAGACGAAACAAUAUCUCUGACUGGAGCAGUAGAGAUGAAUUGGACCGAUCCAGCUCUAAUAUGGGAUCCAACCUUGUAUGGUAAUGCAAACUCUACUACAAUUAAUCCGAAAGAUUUGUGGCUUCCUCAAAUAUAUCUCACAAACUCUGUUGACUCAAUGAAUCCAGUAGGGGAUGACUCAAAAGUUUUCCCUACAAUUGGAUACACUGGAAAUGUGUUUUAUAGUCACGGGGGAAUUCUAAAGGCUAAAUGUCCUACGGACAUAUCGAAGUUUCCGUUUGAUAGUCAGACAUGUACGCUAGAAUUGAUGACUUGGGGAUUCCUUGAGUCUCAACUUUUUUUGUCUUCCAAUUUCGACAAAGCUCAGCUUGGCUUCUUUGAUGCACAUUUAGACUGGAAUCUGUUAGAAUACUCUACACAUGUUGAAAGAGUGUCUUAUGGAUACAGUAUGUUAAAAGUUAAACUUACCUUUAAACGAGAACCGUUAUAUUUCACGGUCAUGAUUAUUCUUCCGACACUUCUAUUUUCGCUUUUGAAUCCAUUAGUUUUCGUCCUACCCGUAGAAUCUGGAGAAAGAGUGUCAUUAUCGAUGACAAUUUUAUUGUCAUACGCCAUAUUUUUAACACUUGUGUCAGAUUCGAUUCCUGCUACUUCAAAUCCUAUGUGCGUUUUAUUAAGUGUCAUGAUUGCCAUCAUUUCGAUCAGCGGUGUGAUCGUUAUAGGUUCCAUAAUGAAUGCAAAAUACUUCUACCUCGAAAAUGACAAACUCAUUGGAAUGGUGAUGAAAUAUUUCACCAAACUGUGGAUGAGAAAAAUGAACAAAGUGAUUCCAAUAGAUGAAUACAAAGAACCGACAAUUAGGAGGAAGGAUGUAACGGAGAUGUUAGAUUCUCUUUUCUUCUAUGGAACCUAUAUUUUAAUACUUGUUAUCAUUUCUAGUUACUUUUGUUAUGUCUUAUUAUAA
Messenger RNA from Mytilus trossulus (common blue mussel), 1176 nucleotides. Its product is annotated as acetylcholine receptor subunit alpha-1-A-like. Gene Ontology annotation, molecular function: transmitter-gated monoatomic ion channel activity involved in regulation of postsynaptic membrane potential; transmembrane signaling receptor activity; excitatory extracellular ligand-gated monoatomic ion channel activity. Gene Ontology annotation, cellular component: plasma membrane; synapse; neuron projection. Gene Ontology annotation, biological process: signal transduction; monoatomic ion transmembrane transport; nervous system process. The transcript has a single exon. Bases 1 to 1176 code for a protein of 391 amino acids. The record is from RefSeq and is a predicted model, not a curated record. Lineage: Eukaryota; Metazoa; Mollusca; Bivalvia; Mytilida; Mytilidae.